CCUCUUUCGUGAAAGGAGAAAAUCCUUCAUGUCUUGGCGUGAGCUCCUUCCCCCCUGGCUGGUGAUUGUAGCAGGACUGACGGGCAUUGUGCUGCUCUGUGUCUCCACCAAAGAUGUGCCCAUGGCCCCACUCAGGACCAAGUAUGGCAUUGUUCUGGAUGCUGGCCCAUCCCGCACCAUCCUGUUCAUCUACCAAUGGACAACCACCAAUGCAAGCAAGACUGGGGUGAUCAGAGGAUGCAGUUCCUGUCCUGUGCAAGGUCCAGGAGUCUCCAGCUACUCAGAUUCUCCUCAGAAAGCUGGGAAGAGCUUGGAGCUAUGUUUGAACUGGGCCCAGAAUGAGAUCCCAGCAGAGCAGCACAGCCAAACCCCCCUGUACUUGGGAGCCACCGCCAGCAUGAGGCAGCUGAACCUCACCCAUCCCAUCCUCUCUGACAGUCUCCUUGCAGCUCUGACUGGCACCCUGAAGUCAUCCCCCUUCAACUUUCAAGGGGCACAAAUCCUGUCCAGCCCAGAGGAAGAAGCAUUCAAUUGGGUUGCUGUUAACUAUGUCCUGGAGAACUUCUUCAAGUAUGACUGGCGAGGACAGUUGGUCCCCUCCAGGAAGGGGAUGGCAGGAGUCCUGUCUGUGGGAGGAAGCUCAGCACAGCUCACUUCUGAGCUGGAAGAAGAGAAGCAGGCCCCAAAGGAGGGAGUGAGGCUGCAGCUGUACGGGCAGACUCACAGGGUGCUGACCCGCCAGUGCCCCUGCCAUGGCACGGAGCAGCUCCGCAGCAGGCUGCUGUCUGUGCUCAUCCAGGAUCAGAGAAGUGCUAAAACCGUGUCCAAUCCCUGCUGGCCCCUCACCUACUCCCGAGAAGUGCAGUGGCAGUCAGUGCAUGCUGGGCCCUGUGCUGCCAGUGAUGACACACAGGACAUCCCUGGCCCCAAGGAGAUCUUCAACAUCACAGGCUCCAGCAAUCCCACAGCCUGCAUGAGCCUCGUGCAAAGCCUGCUCAACUCUUCCUCUCCCUGCAGCUUCUCCAAACAUUCCCUCAGCAGUGCCCUCAAGCCCCUUCAGCCCAGGUUUCUGGUGCUUUCUGAGGCCAUGGACUUCAUGAGAGGAAUUGUACCUUCUCCUGACUUGGGUCAGGCUGUCAAGAGGCUGUGUGGGAUGUCUGUCCAAGAGCUGAUAAGGGAGUCCCAGGCAAGCCUGGAUACACUUGUUGAUUACUGCACUGUGUCUGCCUUCAUCUUCCAUCUCAGUACAACAGGGUACACGCUUGACUUUGACCGGCCUGCUUGGACUGCAUUCCAGAAGAUGGGUGAUAGAUCAUCUGGCUGGACUCUUGGGUACCUGCUGAGUCUGACCAGCACCAUGCCCCAGGACAGCCCAAACAUCCUCAAGGGGAUUGAGCCAGGGGUCUGGUCCUUGCUCCUGAUCCUCUUCGUGGUGCUGCUCAUGGGCUCUUUCAUGCGCAUCUCGUACCGAGUGAUGGUCAAGGAGAGCAGCUCCAGCCACAGGAACAGCAGUGUUUUUGAUGACUGACACUCUUCAGUGACUCAAGACUCUUGUCAGAGCACAGUUAACAGGGUCCAGACAGAAAUCACAGAGGUGUAAGUCACUGGAGGAUGCAGUGAUUUUCCUGCAGGGCUCCCAGCAACAUGCUGGUACUUGCACUACUGUACUUGGAGACAAUGGGUCCUGCUCCACAGGAAGUCUGUGAUUCCUGCUGGAUGGCAAGCUAUUCAUUCUCCAAACAAGAACAGCCUGCAUGGCUCUUCCUUGGGCUACAGCUUGGAUUACUCAUGUCAGACAUGAAGUGAUGCCUCUGAGCAGGCAGGCCCUGAGCUAAUGUGAAGUUAAUCUUGUACACUCCUGUCAAAUCAGAGGAGGUGUGUCUGAAAAAGAGUCUCUGUCCUCUUCUGUGGCCUCUUGAGAGAUGAUACCUGCAGCAUUGCCAUUAGUGAAGAUUGGAAGGGCAUUAAAAUACAAUCAGAAUAUAAGAUCCAACUGCUUCCAUGUUCUAUGGAAAAUGCAGGUAUUUUCUACCUGAUCUGUCUGUGCUUCCAUCUCAGUGAUGAUGGCCACAUGUCCCUUCCAAUGAACACUCCUGCUGACCAGGAAUCCUUCAAAACAAAUCCUUCCUAGUCUUGGCCUCUUCAAAAUGUGCAGAAGAUCAAAGGAGAAACAAAAGGCACAGAGCACAGCUGAGUUUUUGUCUCUCAGCUGAG
Catharus ustulatus (Swainson's thrush) is the source of this 2214-nucleotide messenger RNA. Its product is annotated as ectonucleoside triphosphate diphosphohydrolase 2-like. The coding region runs from base 29 to 1528 and encodes 499 amino acids. Gene Ontology annotation, cellular component: plasma membrane. Gene Ontology annotation, biological process: nucleoside diphosphate catabolic process. The transcript has 9 exons. Gene Ontology annotation, molecular function: UDP phosphatase activity; GDP phosphatase activity. Lineage: Eukaryota; Metazoa; Chordata; Aves; Passeriformes; Turdidae. The record is from RefSeq and is a predicted model, not a curated record.